Messenger RNA from Hydatigera taeniaeformis, 741 nucleotides. NCBI's taxonomy places the organism in Eukaryota, Metazoa, Platyhelminthes, Cestoda, Cyclophyllidea, Taeniidae. The record is from the annotation of a GenBank genome assembly.
AUGAAUCCGCUACUUUCUGUGACCGUUCCAAGACUGGCUAGGUUUCCCAUUCGUUACUUCAUCUCCAACUCUAGUUUAAAACUAUCGAGCUGUCUACAUGUGACGCCCAACCUGCACUCAAUUAAUCACAUCUCUUCCAGUCCACGAGGAAAAGUUAUUACUGUCCCCAACAUUUUAACGUCGUUACGCAUUGGGGUCACCCCCUUGAUUGUUUCACUUAUCAUAAAGCAAGAUCUUCUGUCAGCUACUAUUCUGACUGCGGCUAUCGGAUUAACAGAUGCUGCUGAUGGUUAUAUUGCUCGACAUUUUCCAUCGCAACAAUCCAUUGCAGGUUCCUACCUGGAUCCUUUAGCUGACAAGUUCUUCAUCUCCCUGAUUUCUUUGGCCAUGGCGUACUCAGAACUUCUUCCUAUAAGUUUGGUAUCAUUAUUUCUGAUACGGGAUGCACUUCUCCUCGUUGGAGCCUCCUACCUGCGUUUCAUCUCACUGGGUCGUCCGCGCUCUCCACUAGGUCUGAUAUUCCCUAAAGAGGCAGCAAUCGAAAUGAAACCAACCAAGUCAAGCAAGGUUUGUCGUGUAACAUCUUGCACUUCCUGCUCUAUGGUAAGUCAAAUUCUCAUACUCAAUGUUUUCAGGCUGAUUGCCGCGGGCACAACUAUCUACUCAGGCUUCGGGUACGCAAAGAGCUUCCCUAAAUUCCUUCAUGAAGCUCUCAACAUUUCGGCCUCCAAGAAGGGGUAG